Messenger RNA from Phaedon cochleariae (mustard beetle), 1220 nucleotides. The record is from the annotation of a GenBank genome assembly. Lineage: Eukaryota; Metazoa; Arthropoda; Insecta; Coleoptera; Chrysomelidae.
CUGACAUUGAGAACAAUGAGAACUGACAUGACAUCAGUGACAUCUGACAUCACUCCUUUUCUUCAUUCACGCUUGUAAUUUACUACAAGAAAUUAUAAGAAAUUUCGAAUACACUCAAAAAUAAACCAAAAACCAAAUAUGUCUUCAUUGAACGAUAGUAACGAUGUUUAUUCCUCAAAUUAUGGCAGUACAUCUGGAAUAGCAGCAAAUUUUAGACCGUUUUCUUCACCUUAUCUGAACUAUGAUCCCGGGUAUAUUCCUCAGAACCAGCCAGAGUUCAUCUUCUUGGAUGGGGGCAGCAAGCAGAGAGGCAGGUUUGAACUUGCAUUUGGUCAAAUUGGAGGAUCUUGUAUGAUAGGAGCAACAUUUGGAGGAGCUUCUGGAUUCUAUAAUGGAUUGAAAGCUACUACAUUAGCUGGACAAACUGGAAAGUUGAGAAGAACACAGUUACUCAAUCACAUUAUGAAAAAAGGUAGUGCCACUGCUAACACAUUUGGGUCAGUAGCUGUUAUUUACUCUGCCUUCGGAGUAUUCUUGUCUUGGGCUAGAGGUACUGAUGAUGAAAUCAACACUGUUGUUGCAGCCACGGCUACCGGAUGUUUAUAUAAAUCAACAGCUGGUCUGAGACGCUGUGGAUUAGGAGGAGCAGUAGGCUUUGGUGCAUCUGUUCUAUAUGCCCUUUGGAACUCCAGAGACAAAUUAUCAUCUUUACGGCAGUUCAACCCAGCGUAAGGUAUCAUUAUUUUUGGAGAUUAUGAACAUUUGAAAGGGUCUAAUUUUACAGUGUCAUAUUGAACAUCUUGUAGUUAUGAAAAAUUUGUGGAGUACAAUAAUUAUUGAAUUCACUUUAAUAAUGAAAUUUUAGUUUCACAAGAUGCUUCAUUCGGAAUUUUGUUCAAUUACAAUUCAAUAUUCAAUUAUAAGAUAUCUGGCCAUUCAUAUUUUUUAUUUCUCAGAGUAGAUUUCCUCAAAGAAAAAUGGGAGUUGAAUAGUACAAGUUAUGUACAUUUCGUUUUCUAGCUAUUCUGGCUUAUGUUAGCAAGAAUUAUCAUAAUAAUGGAGUAUAAAACCUGUUGAAUAGUUUGUUUUGCAUGAGUUCAACUUUCAACUUCAUUAUCUUGAGUAUAUACUUUGUGCUGUGAUUUAUAUAAUAGUAGUAUGACUUUAUAAUCAUAAUGUGAAACUGUUUUGUUUUUCCAAUAAUAAAAUUUAUUAUAUAA